Molecule: messenger RNA, 1425 nt
Organism: Entamoeba invadens IP1
Lineage: Eukaryota; Evosea; Mastigamoebida; Endamoebidae
Exons: 1
Coding region: 1-1425 (474 amino acids)
Cellular component (GO): nucleus; cytosol
Molecular function (GO): protein phosphatase regulator activity; protein phosphatase binding
Source: RefSeq, a predicted model, not a curated record
AUGGAAUCGCCUAUCGACACCCUUUUAAAGGACCCCAUGUGUACUUUAGAGAAGUUAAUGGACGUCGAGGACUUUUCUCGCGAGAUGAAGACAAACGCGAAGUUAAUAGAGUACUGCAGUACUCCCCAACGCCUUCAGAGUAUCAUUCAGUAUUCUCUCUGUGAUAUUCCCUCUUCCCAAACCCGUGAGAGUGUUCUUAAAUAUCAUUAUAUCUGUUCUUCCUUAUUCUCCGAUGAAGUCUCUCACAUCAUCGAUCCCAUCGCGCAGUCCACCGACAUCGUGAGGUAUUUAUUUGAUUCACUUAAUACUCCCAACGUGACAAAGAUGUCGAAUGCGGCGGUAAUUUUAUCUUCUGCGAUCUCGGUCGACAAUUCCUUUGUUUUGGAAUACCUCAAUACCAAUGAUGACGUCAUCACAAUCUUAAUCACUCAUUUAGAAGUCGACGGGGUCUUAGAAUUAUUACUUGAAGCUAUUAAAUUAGAAGAUAUUAAUAAAAAUGGAACUAUAGAUCAAGUCUGUCGACUUGGCUUGAUAGAAGCACUGUUUAAAACCCUCCAAAGUCAUCCCUCUCUUGACGCUCUUGACAAUAUCACUGCGUUUGUACAUAACCUUGUCAUCUGGAAGAUCUCAAAUAGUGACUCAUACACAUCGAAGUUCGUCACGAAGAUCAACGAGUCGCCGGAACUCAAUCAAUUCGUCCAUUUCGCGUUCACGACGCAAGACGACUUCGUCGCGGCGCAGUGCCUCCAAAUCAUCUCAAACAUUUUGGCGUGCUCGACUGUCUUGACAUAUAAAGACCAAGUGACUCUGCCGGGGAUCUAUGUCGCGCUGAUACAACACUUAAGCCAAUUUGAAGAGAUCUUUGUCAAGAGGAAGAUUGGGACGCUGACAAACAAUUUGGUGUAUAUAGUCUUGUCUUUAGUCCUCUCCGGAUAUGACAAAGUGCAUGAGGAAAUUACUCGGCAGACUGUCUUGAAGAGUAUGAUUGCCGUCUUUUAUGGCGCCCACUCGAGCACGGUAGUGAGACAGACGGUGCAAAUCACUGUGGCGUCGAUUUUAAGUAGUGGCACGACAUGCCUCAAAGUCAAUUUAUUAGAUGGUGGGAAUUUAUUAGAUCUGAUGGUACAAAAGGACAAAGAGGCUUUGGAGGAGAAGGAGAAGAAGAACAUAGCGCCAGACUAUUGGCUGAUAGGCGAGAAAAUGAUGAUUGGGUUCUAUCACUUCAUAGAAGACAAAGACGAACAAAAUGAAGUGAAAGAGAUCAUCGAGAAGAACGCCGAGUUUGUCAAUUACAUGAAGAACGUCGUGAUGGUCAGAGAAGACUACAAAUCAGGCUAUUUUGGUAAGAUUGCACAGGGAGAGGAAUUUACAGACGAAAUUGAUUUCGACGACGGCUUUGAGGAAUUCGAGGAGGACGAAGAGUAA